Staurois parvus is the source of this 609-nucleotide messenger RNA. The record is from the annotation of a GenBank genome assembly. NCBI's taxonomy places the organism in Eukaryota, Metazoa, Chordata, Amphibia, Anura, Ranidae.
AUGGCUAAUAAAGGCCCUUCAUACGGCAUGAGCCGUGAUGUCAUGUCCCGCAUAGAAAAAAAGUAUGAUGACGAAUUGGAGGCACGUCUACUGCAGUGGAUUAAGCUUCAGGCUGGUGCUGAUGCAGGGGAACCACCAGAGCAAGGACGAUAUGGAUUCCAGCAAUGGUUGAAGAAUGGAGUGGUUCUUUCAAAACUGAUAAAUAGCCUAUACCCAAGGGGCUCACAGCCUGUUAAGAUCCCUGAACCCCCUCCCAGCAUGGCCUUCAAGCAAAUGGAACAAGUGGCGCAGUUCUUAAAGGCAGCCGAGGAUUAUGGAGUGGUGAAAACCGAUAUCUUCCAAACCGUAGACCUGUAUGAAGGAAAAGAUUUAGCUGCUGUUCAGAGGACAGUUGUGGCUCUUGGAAGUAUUGCAGUCACUAAAGACGAUGGCCAGUAUCAAGGAGAUCCCUCCUGGUUCAUGAAGAAAGCCCAGGAACACAAACGGGAUUUCACUGAAGACAAGAUGAAACAAGGAAAGAAUAUAAUUGGUUUGCAGAUGGGUAGCAACCAAGGAGCCUCCCAGGCUGGCAUGACAGGCUAUGGCCGCCCAAGACAGAUUAUGAGUUAA